AUGCGCUUUUUUCUCGGUGCCGAACGCGGAUGGCUAUCGAAAGCCAAGUUUGCCAAGCUUAUGGAUGACUACGUUGCGAAUCCCAGGCCUAGUGAUCCAAAGAUGACGUCCACCACCAACGUACGAAAAAGUGAUAAGACAUUCAUAACCCUCAAGAUGUACAAGGAUAUGAAGCGAGUGCUUGAGGGAAAACAACCCACUGGAUCACACGAGGCAAAUUUCCAGUGGUGGGUACGUAACACGUUCAACCUCAAGGUCCUUCCUGGUGGCACAACUUGCAUCGUUCGUAAGGAGGGCAAUAGAAAUGCUGGCAAGUACAUCGCGAUCAAGGAACACCUUUACGACAUGAUUGCAAGUGCACAUGAGCAAACAUGUCAUGGACGAAGAGAUGCCAUGAAGUUCAAGGUAUUUCAAGGACUACUGUAUUGCCCUUCAAGAUUUGUCAAGGAUGUAAUCGAUCAUUGUAGCACUUGUGCACGUACCCAGCCAAAGAAGCAGAUCAAGACUUCGGCACGAGCUAUCCAUGUGGAAUCUUUCCUCUCAAAGCUUCAGAUGGAUCUUGUUGACUUUGGUGGCAAAACGACUCCUACGGGUGAUAUGAGAUACAUCCUCCACGUGAAGGACCACCGGACCAAGUACUCGUGGGCGUAUCCACUUCUAUACAAGUUAGCUAGCGAAGUUGGUAAGAAGUUGCAUGCUCUCUUUUGCGAGGUUGGCCCACCCGAUGAACUUCAGAGCGACAAUGGCGGUGAAUUCACUGCAGACCACAUGCAUUGGACUGAUGGUCUUCCGGAGGUGGUUUAUUCGAUGAAUACUACGUAUUCAUCGCCCAUCAACACUACCCCGUAUCGUUUGGUAUAUGGACAAGCCCCACGCUCUGAAUUCGCAUCCGUUAUCGAUUACGCUGCAAAAGCGGAAGCUAUCAUCGCAAUGGCUGAUCCUGAAGGUAUCUUCGAAAUGGAUGAUCCUGAAGACAUAAACGUGGAUGCCGCCAAUGAGGGUGAAGGUGAAUCAGAUCAACAAGACCCACAUCAAGAUUGCCAUGAAGAUCACGCUGACAUGGACGUCGAGGAAAGUCCACAACAAGAUUAUCAUGAGGAUGGAGAUGGCGAGUCGCCCAUUGAAUCUGACAAUGGUCUUGAGGAUUACAUUGAUUAUUUGUAUGAUCACAACCACGUUAAAUCCCCUCGAUUUUCAACUUUGAGAUUCUCAGCCUUUUCCC
Molecule: messenger RNA, 1222 nt
Organism: Lichtheimia ornata
Lineage: Eukaryota; Fungi; Mucoromycota; Mucoromycetes; Mucorales; Lichtheimiaceae
Exons: 6
Biological process (GO): DNA integration
Molecular function (GO): nucleic acid binding
Source: RefSeq, a predicted model, not a curated record